Molecule: messenger RNA, 1960 nt
Organism: Pungitius pungitius (ninespine stickleback)
Lineage: Eukaryota; Metazoa; Chordata; Actinopteri; Perciformes; Gasterosteidae
Exons: 7
Coding region: 469-1116 (215 amino acids)
Molecular function (GO): riboflavin reductase (NADPH) activity; biliverdin reductase [NAD(P)H] activity
Source: RefSeq, a predicted model, not a curated record
CACGCAGCGUGUGGUUUGGUUUGUUUUAACCAACGUUAGUUAUAAACUUGUAUCAAUGACGAGUUUUCCUCUCCUGUAACGCUUUAUGGAGAAUAAUUAACGAAUGUUGACGUCUUUUUGGUUGACAUCAGUUUUCUUUAGUUGCUCAAAAACGCGGAUUCAACGUUGUUGGAUUAUCGAUCAUAUUACCUGACGUUAAUGGUUAGUUAGUCACACGGUUUCCAGUUAAUUAGCUUGUCUGUGCAGAUCCACAUAGAAAGCAGCCCUAUUGUCGCCUCCUAAUGAAUUUUCCAUAGCGGUGAUCCAACCAGAUGACCGUACGCCACCGGGUCACCGCUUUCAAUUUUCAAUCAUCAUCAUUCACAAUGAGGAACAAGAUGAAGAAGUGCCAGGAGAAGAGCCACGUGCCGCAUCUGGCUCCACUUGGACCAGCGUUCGAGUGAACAUAUCAGCGGCUGUACGCUGAGCAUGAAGAUUGUCAUACUGGGAGCCACUGGGCAGACUGGCCAGUAUCUGGUCAACCAGGCGCUGCAGCAGGGCCACGCUGUCACCGCCGUCGCCAGGAACCCGGGAAAACUUGCAGUGCAUCAUGAAAAACUCAAGGUGGUGGAAGCCGACAUUUUCUCAGAAGACAGUCUGAAGCCUCACUUCAGCGGACAGGAUGUGGUCAUGUCCUGCCUGGGCUUCCCGGCCUCCUUCUUCUCGCCGGUGACGGGCUACAGCCGCUCCAUGAACAGCGUGGUCGGCGCCAUGCGAGAGGCCCGAGUCAACAGGAUCAUUACCAUGACCUCCUGGUACACCGAGCCCAACUCUGGAGUGCAGUCGCCUUAUCUCAUCCGCUUCCUCCUGCUGCCGAUGAUCCGCAGCGUUCUCACCAACAUGCACGAGAUGGAGCAGUUUCUGCAGAAGACCGAGGACAUCAACUGGACCGUGGUCCGGCCCCCUGGUCUUAAGAACCUGCCGGCCUCAGCUCAAGAGUUUCUGACCCACGAGGGAUACUUUGUGCCCGACGGCAGCGGCAGCUCAGCGGGGAGAGGAGACGUGGCUCGCUUCAUGCUCUCUCUGCUCAACACCAACGCCUGGGUCAAGAAGGGAGUCGCCAUCAUCACCAAAUGAAUAGUCCGUUCACCCAAAGUACAAAACACGUUUAAUGUCAAAUCUCGGGUAUUUACAUUUUCAGGGUGAGACACAUCAGCCUUUGUCAUUUUUGCUUUAAAUCCAAGUUUUUGUUUUGAAUUUACUGUUUUUAUACACUCUCACUGCUCUUGUCAAUCAGCCGGUCGCUGUUUUCAAAGACACAGGUCUGAUAAAUCCACCUGACUGAAAUGCAGACUAUGGCUGAAAGAAGGGUAACUAUUGGACUUAAAUUCAUCAUGAAACCAGAUAAUCAACUCUAAAUAAAUGCUAAUGCUGCUUUGUAUUUACUCAAUAUAUAAAUAUGCAACUAUUAUUACCAAAAUAAGGGGAUAAAAUGUAAUUGUUAUCUUUCCAAUACUCUGGAUAAUCCAACUAACAGUUUACUAAUUUAGUUAUUAAUGGAUAGAACUAUUUAAAUGGCUUAUAAAGCUAAGUCUGUCUCUUUAUUUACUCUUGUACAACAUCAUCUCGAUCUAUGUUUGUAAAACGUCAAGGUAACCAUUUAUUUACCUUCAGUGCUCAUACUAUCAGUGGUAACCGGUUACGGCUUUACGUAACUUUACGAGGCCUCGGCGCUCUUCCACAACGGAUUGAAGUGCAUGAUGUCAUCCUCACAAGGGCACGACGUGCCCUUUAGUUACAGCUACUGGCGCACAGUGUAUUCACACAAGUAGUUCGUAGCCACAUGUCUACGGUGUCAGUUCCGCUGAAUAAAUGUACAAUAAGGAAACUGCUAAAGGGUCAUUUGUUCAGGAGUUGUUUUAAGUGUGCCACGCCAGGCUGCCUCUGAGUGACCACGGUGUUGUGAGGAGCGGACGCUGAG